AUGAAGUUAUUUCAUCCUUACUUGUAUCUACUCAUUUCCCUUUCAAUAACAUCAAUCUCUGUUUCAAAAUACGCCAAGACAGGGUGCAAUGAUACAUGUGGGAACAACGUGACGAUUCCAUACCCGUUUGGAAUCGGUGCAGAUUGUUCUGUGAACCCAUGGUACAUCGUUGAUUGCAACUCCUCCAGGCCAUAUCUAUCUGCACUCAACCACCUGGAAAUCUUGAGGGUAGACUUACAUAAUCAAACAAUCAUUGUUAGUACACCAAGAAUCUCUGAUUGCCAAAACCCCGUUGAGAAAACCAGUCAGCUCAUGAGUAUCGAUCUUGAUAGGACUCCCUUCCUGUUUUGCAGUUAUCACAAUAGAUUUGUUUUUGACGGGUGUGGUAAUGCAGUUAUGAUGGAAAACGGGAGUGCGCUCACCGGGUGUUCCACUUCUUGUCUGAGUGAGAAUGUUACCGAAAUAAACAACUACUGUUUUGGCUUUUCUUGUUGCCAAACGACAGUUCCACAUUUUCUUAAGUUGUACAGUAUAAAUAUCGCGGGUCUGGGUAGAGAUGGAGGGUGUGCGUAUGCUUUCUUGCUGGAUGAAGAUUCAUAUCUAAAACAAACCUUUUCUGUCCAAUCUGUUGCGGCUAACAACGCUUAUGUACCCAUGUCCCUUAUGUGGACCUUUCCACACAACGCCACACUAAGUUGCUGUCGAGGAGCCUCAGACCAUAUGAAUAUGGAACUGGAUACGGGUAAUGGUACUUUUGUGGAGUCACAGAAAUGUUCCCGUCAUAUAGGUUACAAAGGAAACCCUUACUUAUAUGAUGGAUGUGAAGGUAUUAUAGCAUCUUCUUAUUCAUGUUUUUAA
Helianthus annuus (common sunflower) is the source of this 858-nucleotide messenger RNA. Its product is annotated as wall-associated receptor kinase-like 8. Gene Ontology annotation, cellular component: membrane. The transcript has a single exon. The record is from RefSeq and is a predicted model, not a curated record. Gene Ontology annotation, molecular function: polysaccharide binding; protein serine/threonine kinase activity. NCBI's taxonomy places the organism in Eukaryota, Viridiplantae, Streptophyta, Magnoliopsida, Asterales, Asteraceae. The coding region runs from base 1 to 858 and encodes 285 amino acids.